Molecule: messenger RNA, 943 nt
Organism: Haliotis rubra (blacklip abalone)
Lineage: Eukaryota; Metazoa; Mollusca; Gastropoda; Lepetellida; Haliotidae
Product: recQ-mediated genome instability protein 1-like
Exons: 7
Coding region: 292-663 (123 amino acids)
Biological process (GO): double-strand break repair via homologous recombination; resolution of meiotic recombination intermediates
Cellular component (GO): nuclear body; RecQ family helicase-topoisomerase III complex
Source: RefSeq, a predicted model, not a curated record
AAAUUCUCCCUUGUGGCGCGAAUACACGGAAGUUGAGAUGGUAUCUAGACAGAUGUCAACAUCGAAGAUCUACUGAGUUAAAACUCUUUAUAGAGAGGGAAGCAGACCUGCUACUAGUCAUGUGAUGAUGAUGAACCCGUGGGUGCCCUGAAGACCUGGCUGAAGACCUCCUACUGUGUCACGGUCCCGGAGGACUGGCUGGAGGCUUGUCUAGAAUGGAUUCAAGAAGAAAAUCCAGGAUCCGACGUAAGUCUACAGUCCCUGAAAAACCAGGUGUACGAACAGUGGCUGAUGUCAGACUUACGGGAGUUGAAGAUGGGUUGUCUCCCUUUAGAGUUGCUGGAGGCACGGAAGAUCGAGAUCAGUGGCAUAUUUGCAUUACAAAUUGAUUCAGCAGUGAAUGUAGGGAGUUCCUUCUACUCCCAAGGUCAGAAGAUAAAGGGGACGGAGAACCCCAAUGCACAAGUAUCAGCAGAUGACACCAGACAGCCAGCAUGGGAGCCCAAGCCUACACGCAUGAUAGUUCUCAAACUGACCGAUGGAGUGUCCGAUGUCAAGGGAUGGAGUACAGACCUGUUGCAGCACUCCACACCCUUCAUGACUCCGGGGACGGGCCGAAGAUGCUGGUUAAGGGCAGGGUGCUAUGUCGCCACGGGAUGCUGAUGCUGGGGCCCGAGAAUGUCCAGAUCCUUGGGGGAGAGGUGGACAGUCUGAUGGAGACCCACACCCCCGAGGCUGUGCUGGCUGCAGCGAUGCAGGUUGGGCAGACCAAUGAGGGGAAGAGCGAGAGACAAGAGUUCUCUGGCCGCAUGCUGAGUAAAGGGGAAGACAAGAAAGGCGUGGCCAGCAUGCACCACUCUGGGACAACACCCAGAUCAGCUCCAGGGUUUAAACAGGAGAAUAUCAAGAGAGAAGCAGCACAACACAGUACACAGCGGUACAA